Aaosphaeria arxii CBS 175.79 is the source of this 758-nucleotide messenger RNA. RefSeq lists its product as uncharacterized. Gene Ontology annotation, molecular function: oxidoreductase activity. The coding region runs from base 187 to 612 and encodes 141 amino acids. The record is from RefSeq and is a predicted model, not a curated record. The transcript has a single exon. NCBI's taxonomy places the organism in Eukaryota, Fungi, Ascomycota, Dothideomycetes, Pleosporales.
UCAACUACCAUUGAAUUUCCAAUUCUACUUUCCUGGUUGUUGGUAUCACAACAACUUAUACCAUUGUUUUGCACAGUCUUGUAUCGGACGCCUCUUCACACACACACCGAAUUCACAUACCCUGAGUUUGACCAACGCCUCAUUGCUGUCCUCUCGGGUCAAUUCGCUCCGCAGUCAACCGUCAACAUGCCGAAGGAAGAAAUCGUCUUUGUACAGCUCGUCUCCCGCAAAGAAGGCCUCACACUACAGGAAUUCAAGCGUCACCAAGAAGAAAUCUUCGUCCCACUCGUGAAGAGAGUCUGCGGUGACCUCUUUCCCGUAUCAUGGACACGUCGCUACCUUGCCGAAAGCGAACACGAGGCACAGCGCAAACCGGGAGCUUUAGGACUACCACGCCUGCUCGUUGGCCGCAAGGAGGACGUCGGUUGGGACUGCCUCGGGGAGAUGAGAUUCUCCGAUGAAUUGCACUUCCAACAGUUCUUCGCCCUGGUCAACGAGAAAGGCCCUGCGGAGGCCCUGCUCGAUGAGGAGAGCAGGUUUUCCGAUGUCACCAAAUUGAAGUUCAUUGUUAUGGAAUCCACGACAGACCACAGCGAGUAUCGAUCAUCCUGAUCUUUUCCUGAAAGAGACUGGACUUUCUUUAAUAUAUAUGAGGAGGGACCAACCUGACUCGAACAUCUACGCCAACAAUCUAUUCUCUUUUCGCCUAGGCUGGGUUUGGACACUUGCACAUGUUACGACUAUUCCGAAAAUCAUAG